Molecule: messenger RNA, 771 nt
Organism: Anopheles maculipalpis
Lineage: Eukaryota; Metazoa; Arthropoda; Insecta; Diptera; Culicidae
Gene: scu
Product: 3-hydroxyacyl-CoA dehydrogenase type-2
Exons: 1
Coding region: 2-769 (255 amino acids)
Biological process (GO): androgen metabolic process; estrogen metabolic process; fatty acid metabolic process
Cellular component (GO): mitochondrion
Molecular function (GO): estradiol 17-beta-dehydrogenase [NAD(P)+] activity
Source: RefSeq, a predicted model, not a curated record
AAUGCUCAAGAACGCAGUCGCAUUGGUAACUGGCGGAGCUUCGGGUCUUGGCCGUGCCACGGUAGAACGAUUCGCCCGCGCCGGGUAUAAUGUGCUCCUCUGCGAUCUACCUACCUCCAAGGGCAACGAAGUAGCGAAAGAGCUGGGUGAGAAAGUGGUGUAUGUGCCGGUGGAUGUUCUAUCUGAGAAGGAUGUGAGCGGUGCGCUAGAACUGGCCAAAAGCAAAUUCGGUCGGCUGGAUGUGUCGGUUAACUGUGCCGGCAUUGCGGUUGCCGUCAAGACGUACAACUUCAACAAGAAGGUGGCACACAAGCUGGAAGAUUUUCAGCGCGUCCUGCUGGUAAAUACGGCCGGUACGUUUAACGUGAUCCGUCUGUCGGCGGGAUUGAUGGGCGAGAAUGAACCGAAUGCUGACGGUCAGCGAGGUGUCAUCGUGAAUACGGCUUCGGUCGCGGCUUACGAUGGACAGAUUGGACAGGCGGCCUAUUCCGCUUCGAAGGCGGCAGUCGUCGGUAUGACGUUACCGAUCGCUCGUGAUCUUAGCACGCAAGGCAUCCGGAUUGUUACCGUCGCUCCAGGGCUGUUCAACACUCCUAUGCUACAGGCUCUGCCAGAGAAGGUAAGGGCGUUCCUGGCCAAAACGGUACCAUUCCCACAGCGGCUGGGUGAACCGGCCGAGUAUGCCCAGCUAGUGCAGAGCAUCGUCGACAAUCCCAUGCUGAAUGGGGAAGUCAUCCGCUUGGAUGGAGCGCUCCGUAUGAUGCCUUAAGC